UCUUCCAUACAUGGUUUGAACGAGCCAGUAUGCUAGUGAUUCUGCUGAACUGUGUGACUUUGGGCAUGUUCCACCCGUGUGAGGACAGUGACUGUGACUCAGAACGCUGCAAGAUCCUUGAGGAUUUCGACGACUUCAUUUUUGCAUUUUUUGCCGUGGAGAUGGUGAUUAAGAUGGUAGCGCUGGGAAUCUUUGGCAAAAAGUGUUACCUUGGGGAUACCUGGAAUCGGCUUGACUUCUUCAUUGUGCUGGCUGGGAUGCUGGAAUAUUCGCUCAACCUGCAGAAUGUCAGUUUCUCUGCUGUUCGUACUGUCAGAGUGCUCAGGCCUCUACGAGCAAUCAACCGAGUACCCAGUAUGAGAAUCUUGGUGACUCUUCUGCUGGACACUCUUCCUAUGCUAGGCAAUGUGCUGCUGCUCUGCUUCUUUGUCUUCUUCAUCUUUGGGAUUGUUGGGGUCCAGCUGUGGGCCGGGCUGCUCCGUAACCGCUGCUUCCUACCUGUGAACUUCUCUGUUCCUCAAAGCAUAGACCUGCCCAAUUACUACGCCAUUGACGAUGAGAGCCCGUUCAUCUGCUCUCUGAUGGGGUAUAAUGGCAUGCGCCACUGCAACUCCAUUCCUAGGCUGCAUGAGGAGGGUCUACAGUGUCAGCUGGACAUGGGAGCCUACAAUAGCACAGAUAACACCACAUGUGUUGAUUGGAACCAGUACUAUACCAACUGCUCUGCUGGAGAUGUCAAUCCUUUUAAGGGUGCCAUCAACUUUGAUAACAUAGGCUAUGCCUGGAUUGCCAUUUUUCAGGUCAUCACCCUGGAGGGUUGGGUGGACAUCAUGUACUUUGUAAUGGAUGCACACUCCUUCUACAAUUUUAUCUACUUCAUUUUCCUCAUUAUAGUGGGCUCAUUCUUCAUGAUCAACCUGUGCCUAGUUGUCAUAGCCACCCAGUUCUCGGAAACUAAACAGCGCGAAAGUCAGCUGAUGAAAGAGCAGAGAGUGCGAUUUAUGUCCAAUGCCAGCACACUAGCCAGCUUUUCAGAGCCAGGUAGUUGCUACGAUGAGCUCCUAAAAUACCUGGUUUACAUUGUUCGAAAAGCCACCAGGCAGUUAGGCCACCUUACUAGGGUAGCUGCUCGUCGGGCAGGCAUCAAGAUAUGCGCCUCACCUGCCCUUGAACCUCCAAAUGCAAAGAGACGACGGCACAGGAAGCGGCAGGGCUCCAUUCAUCACCUUGUGCACCAUCACCAUCACCACCACCAUCACUACCAUCUUGGUAAUGGGAAUAUCCGGAGUGACAGUGGCCAAGAGAUAGAGGUGGCCUCUCUAAACAGCAACAGGAAUGGUGCAGGAACAGGACGUCUUACUCUCCCUACCAUUAUGCCUCUGCAGGACCCGUCCCCUACUUGCUCUACAGCUCUGGGCUCCAGCAGUGCCGAAUCAAUCCACAGCACCUACCACACAACCUGCCACUUGGAGCCACAUUGUGCCCCCACAUUAGGCCAUCCAAUGCUGCAGGCCUACAAGAGGAACUCUGUGCCAUUUGCUGCACCAGUGCAGAAGAACUAUCCAACUCUGCAGCCUUGUGUAGCCCUGGAACAGCUCAGGCAGAGGGCGCUGGAUCCAGGAGGAGCCUGUUGCACUACCAACAUCCUCAGCAACCUCAACAUACCUCCAAACCCUAUCAAUACAUCCCAGUGCCUACUGGACACACAAGGGCCUUCAGGGAAUUCCUUACGCAAGCUUUCCAAUACCAACUACAGUGGUACAAAUUUGGAUGCUAUGCUGACGUUUGACCCCGAGACAUGCCCCUACUGUAUUAAAUCACUGGGAAAUGAUUCAGAAGGAACUGAGGCGAAUGAGACCGCAGACUCAGACAGCGAGGGAGUGUAUGAAUUCACACAAGAUGCACACUAUCGGGAUGGCAGAGACCCCAAUAAGAAAAAGAAAUUUACAUUAGGGGCUCGGGCAGCAAAAGUAGUGCACUUCUGGAGACUUGUGUGUGAAACAUUCCGCAAGAUUGUUGACAGCAAGUAUUUUGGACGAGGCAUCAUGAUCGCCAUCCUCAUCAAUACCCUCAGUAUGGGAAUCGAGUACCAUGAGCAGCCUGAUGAGUUAACCAACGCGCUGGAGAUCAGUAAUAUUGUGUUUACCAGUCUGUUUUCGCUGGAGAUGCUCUUGAAGCUGCUGGUGUAUGGCCCUUUCGGCUACAUCAAGAACCCUUACAACAUCUUUGAUGGCAUUAUUGUCGUAAUAAGUGUGUGGGAGAUCGUGGGCCAGCAGGGAGGGGGCUUGUCAGUGCUGCGGACCUUCAGGUUGAUGCGGGUGCUGAAGCUGGUGCGCUUCAUGCCAGCGCUACAGAGACAGCUUGUGGUUCUGAUGAAGACUAUGGACAACGUGGCAACUUUCUGCAUGCUGCUGAUGCUCUUUAUCUUCAUAUUCAGUAUUUUGGGAAUGCACCUGUUCGGGUGUAAGUUUGGCUCAGAGAGAGACGGUGACACGAUGCCUGACCGCAAGAAUUUCGACUCUUUGCUCUGGGCCAUUGUCACAGUGUUUCAGAUCCUCACCCAGGAGGACUGGAAUAAGGUUCUCUAUAAUGGCAUGGCCUCCACCUCACCUGUGGCGGCUCUCUACUUCAUUGCUUUGAUGACCUUUGGGAAUUACGUGCUGUUCAACUUGCUGGUGGCUAUCCUAGUGGAGGGCUUCCAGACUGAGGAACUGUCCAAGAAGGAAGACUUACAUGGUCAGCUGAGCUGUAUUCAGCUGCCAGUAGACUCAGGGGGCGAUGGCUCCAAGUCGGGCUCAGAAGCAGAUUUCUAUACACGAAGCAUUGAUGAUGUCUGCAGAAGCAAAAAGGAUGUGUCCGCUUCAUCUGUAGUGCCCAUCAAUGGCCAUGUGGAUCUGAAAGCCAGCCUUACACCUCCUCUAAUCACUCACACAGCUGCUACUCCCAUGCCUGUGCCCAAGAUCUCAGGAGGAGAGGACCUCACUUUGGGCUACGAAUCACGCAGGGGCAGCAAUGUUUCUGUUGAGCCUGGCUGCCAUGACAAAACUCCGUCGAGCGUGCGAAGUUCCCCUCAUGCUCCUUGGAGUUCCAGCGGAAGCUGGAACAGUCGACGGUCCAGCUGGAACAGUCUGGGCCGAGCCCCAAGCUUGAAGAGGCAGAAGCGGCAGUCGGGCGAGCGACGCUCCUUGCUCUCCGGUGAAGGCCACUCCAGCUCUGAUGACGAUGGUGCUGGUGUAGGCAGUGGUGGAGGACGGAUGUUGGAAGGUGAUAAUGUUUCCCUCAGCAGGACAGAUUCUUUUGGCCAAAGGCCACGGCACAGGCGCAUGGAAUCUCUGGAGACACGUAGCUCCUUUGACCUGCCUCCAGACACACUGCAGGUGCCAUACCUGCACAGAUCCGCUAGCAUACACAGCACACGACCACCAAAUCUGAUCAGCAAUGGCAAGAGCUCGCCCACAGGGGCCACCACACAGCUCUCAUUAGAUGAUCAUCACAGUGAGGAUGACAAUGCUGAUGAGGAGGGAAACCUGAGUCGACGAGCACGUCUGUACCGCUGGCUGGAGCAUAAGCAGCCAGAAUGGUGCAGGCAGAGGAACACCUGGUCUCUCUACCUGUUUCCUCCUGAGUCCAGGAUUCGUGUGAGCUGCAAUAAAUUCAUCACGCACAAGAUGUUUGACCAUGUGGUGCUUGUUAUUAUCUUCCUCAACUGUAUCACCAUUGCCAUGGAGAGGCCCAAGAUUGAAGCAAGGAGUCCUGAGCGUAUAUUCCUGACGGUGUCCAACUACAUCUUCACAGCCAUCUUCGUGACUGAAAUGACAAUAAAGGUGGUGGCCCUGGGCUGGUGUUUUGGGGAGAAGACAUACCUGAAGAGCAGCUGGAAUGUUUUAGACGGGAUGCUGGUGCUCAUCUCAGUCAUUGACAUCUUGGUGUCUAUGAUAUCAAACAGUGGCACUAAGAUCUUGGGCAUGCUGCGUGUGCUGAGGCUGCUCCGAACUCUCCGCCCCCUCCGGGUGAUCAGCAGAGCUCCAGGGCUCAAGUUGGUGGUUGAAACUCUGAUGUCGUCCCUUAAACCAAUCGGAAACAUUGUGGUCAUCUGCUGUGCCUUCUUCAUUAUUUUCGGCAUCUUGGGGGUUCAGCUCUUCAAGGGAAAGUUCUACGUGUGCCAGGGGGAGGAUAUAAGGAAUAUAACAAAUAAGUCAGACUGCCUUCUUUUUAAAUACAAGUGGGUUAGGCACAAGUACAAUUUUGACAACCUGGGACAGGCUCUGAUGUCUCUGUUUGUACUGGCCUCUAAGGAUGGCUGGGUCGACAUUAUGUAUGAUGGACUAGAUGCUGUAGGCGUUGAUCAGCAGCCUAUAAUGAACCACAACCCCUGGAUGCUGCUGUAUUUCAUCUCUUUCCUGUUGAUCGUGGCUUUUUUUGUGCUCAAUAUGUUUGUGGGUGUGGUGGUGGAAAACUUCCACAAGUGUCGGCGGCACCAGGAAGCCGAAGAGGCCAAGCGGCGCGAGGAGAAACGGCUGAAAAGAAUGGAGAAAAAGAGAAGGAAUAUAAUGCUGACGGGUGUCAGUUGGUCCAGUCCUGAGAGCGGAUUGACAGAGGCUCAGUGUAAGCCUUACUACUCAGACUACUCUCCCACUCGUCGUCUCAUCCACAAGAUGUGCACUAGCCACUACCUGGAUCUUUUCAUCACCAUCGUCAUAGGCCUCAACGUCAUCACUAUGUCCAUGGAGCACUACCAACAGCCCAAGGUGCUCGAUGAAGCGCUGAAAAUCUGCAACUACAUUUUCACCAUUAUCUUUGUGCUGGAGUCUGUCUUCAAACUUGUGGCAUUUGGAUUCAGGCGUUUCUUCAAAGACAGGUGGAACCAGUUGGAUCUAGCUAUCGUGCUGCUGUCAAUUAUGGGAAUAACUCUGGAGGAGAUCGAGGUCAACGCCUCACUCCCUAUUAACCCGACCAUCAUACGAAUCAUGAGGGUGCUACGCAUUGCCCGUGUGUUAAAGCUCUUGAAGAUGGCUGUGGGAAUGCGAGCUCUGUUGGACACAGUGAUCCAGGCCCUGCCUCAGGUGGGGAAUCUGGGGCUUCUCUUCAUGCUUCUCUUCUUUAUCUUCGCAGCACUGGGAGUAGAGCUGUUUGGUGAUUUGAUAUGUGAUGAUUUACACCCCUGUGAGGGCCUUGGACGCUACGCCACAUUCAAGAACUUUGGCAUGGCCUUUCUCCUGCUGUUCCGCGUGUCCACUGGGGACAACUGGAACGGCAUUAUGAAGGACACACUGCGAGACUGCGCUCAGGAUACUGGAACGUGCUACAACACAGUGGUGUCUCCUAUCUACUUUGUGUCCUUCGUGCUGACGGCUCAGUUUGUGUUGGUCAACGUUGUAAUCGCAGUCCUCAUGAAGCACCUGGAAGAGAGCAACAAAGAGGCGAAGGAGGAGGCUGAACUUGAGGCGGAAAUGGAGCUAGAGGCAGUAGGGGGAGAUGGGGGGAUGACUGGGGGACACAUUUCCCCUCUGGCCCUGCGAGACAUAGGCGGGCCUGCAGGGUCUCGCUGGAUCUCCAGAGACUCACAGGACAGAGGUUAUCCCCCAAGCAGCCCAUCAGCGGCCAUACGCAGAGACUCAUCAGCACACAAGUCAGACCAACCUCAAGGUCUGGAGCCUCUGUUACAGCGGAGGCCCAUGUUUGACUCGGUAUCCCUGGUGAUCCAGGGCUCAAUGGAAGGAGAGCUCAGCCUAAUGGACAACCUUUCUGGCUCCAUCUGCCACUACUACGCUCUGCCCCCUCUCCCCAGCAAGUACUGCAAUGAGAAACAGAUCCCCCUAGCUGAGAUGGAAGCUCUGUCUCUGGCAUCGGAGAAAUCCUGGUCCUUAGCUCUGACGGAUGACUCUGUCCCUGAUGAUUUUAAUCCCCUCUUACUAACCAGUCUGGAUUGCAAUAAUACAGAUCCUCCUGAACCAACAACUGAGUCUGUGCAGCCACAAGAACAUCUGGAAGAGCACCUGCUGUGUGUGAAGAAGACUUCAGUGGGGCGUGCACACUCCUUACCCAACGACAGCUACAUGUUCCUGCCCCACCAGCCCAUCCCAUCCUCAACAACCCUCAUGACCUCAUCUCAGCAGACUCAGUCAGGCUCCAUUAGCUCUGUACAGUCUCAGACAGAGGAGACCACACAGCAGCUCACUGUACCUACAGAGCUCUUCCGGCCCAUCAGUCCCCACAGCCUGUCUGACUCAGAGUGUAUCCCCAGAAUUCCUCCCCCUCGACAUGGACACACACUCUCCCGUACCCUGCGCAGACAGAUCAGCAUGGUACAGCACACACCGGACCCCAGCCUGCUCCUGAGACACAGAUACUCCUGCUGCUGAGAGAGCUGGAGUGGUAGCCUCCAGCAUCUUUCACAUUUGUUCCCACACCCCUCGAUCCUGACUCCUUUCAUAAAGCCUUUUCUCCUUUUCAAAAUCUUACCAUAAUCUCCAUGCUCCACUGCAUUUCACCAGUGCUACUGUAAGGGACAAACAUUAGAAGAAGGGUUAAGAUCAGGUACAGUGUUUAUUGUCCUGAGCAGAGGACAGAGAGAUGUCACCAACAUUUCUCUGCCCAACAAGAAAGAGAUGUCCAAUGGUCUAGUGUCCAAUUUUUUUAAUCAUUUCACACUUUCAGAGUCUCCAGUUCAUUCCUGAGUUUUGGUUACUGUCUUUCUAGAGUUUCACAUGUUCUCCUAAAGAUCCUCCAGAUUUCUUCCACGUCCCAGAAACAGAAAUAGCGGCUGUAGGUUGAUCGUCUGUGGUAAAUUGCCCAGAGAUGAACGUGUGUGGGAAUGGGGGUGUGCAUGGUUCUCUAUGAUGGACUGGCACCCCAUCCAGAGUGUUUACCAGCCACAUACUAUGUUACAGGAAUAGAAUAUCCUCUAGGCAGGAUAAAGCUCUUCUUGAAGAUUUGCAUGAGUUUGAUUUGCAUUUGCAUGAGUAAGCUUUAGUAAGUUCAUGUUUUAUUAUAUAUUGCUGCAGUUGAAAUUUUAAAUUUUACUAAUUUUAAUUGUAGAGUCAUUUAACAUCAUUAAACAUUUUUAUUCAUUUGCCAUUUCAGUCAGGAAGUGUACUUAAGUACUGUAAGUGUAUUUAGCCUUCACCAAGUGCCUACAGAAAUGAAUAUGUUAAUUCAUUGUUCAGUAAUAUCUAGUGACCACUAGGUGGCAGUGAUGUCUAUAUUAUGCACACCUGCUCCGGUAAACAGGAAGGUGGUAGCACACACACACACACACACACACACACACACACACACACACACACACACACACACACACACACACACACACACACACACACACACACACACACACACCAUUUAGUUCGGUUCUGCCCUUCAGCUGUCGAAAUUCAUACAUAAAUCUGCUUGAUCUUUAGCCCUUCUUUGAAGUACACUACCACCACAUUUCUCCUACUGGACAUAUGAGCAGAAGGUAACUUUAUAGUCGACUGAUUCAAAGUGUUACCUCUGGCAUGUAUCCCUACCUGGAGAAAGGAGGUUGUUUGUGGUCUCUUACAGUAUAGUUCAGUGGCUCAGAGUGCAGUCUGCUAAACAGGAUAAAUAGGAUCAUGGUAAAAGGUCCUCGGCCCUAGUUCAGAAGUGCUAUUCAUAUCAUUACAUUUUUUUGCCUUUAAUGAUGGCUAAAGCCUAUGUACUUCAAUUUACUUAAAUUAAAGGAACAAAUCACCAGACAUGUAAUGAAUUGAGAGAAAAUGGUGAGAUAAGAGGAAAGGGUAGAUACUGAUGUUGCAACCUCUGCCUUGCCCUGAACAACAUUUUGGUGUAGUGCACAUACCAGUUCAUGGCAUUAUUUACAAGGCAUUAUUUCUGUGAACAGAAAGGAGAAUCAAAACCACCAACAACAAUUAUUAUUAUUAUUAUUAUUAUUAUUAUUAUUAUUAUUAUUAUUAUUAUUAUUAUUAUUAUUAACUUCUGUACUUGGCAGAGCACAGCAUGC
This is a messenger RNA of Tachysurus fulvidraco (yellow catfish), 7981 nucleotides long. RefSeq names its product calcium channel, voltage-dependent, T type, alpha 1G subunit (gene cacna1g). Gene Ontology annotation, cellular component: voltage-gated sodium channel complex; neuron projection; voltage-gated calcium channel complex. The transcript has 37 exons. The coding region runs from base 30 to 6362 and encodes 2110 amino acids. NCBI's taxonomy places the organism in Eukaryota, Metazoa, Chordata, Actinopteri, Siluriformes, Bagridae. The record is from RefSeq and is a predicted model, not a curated record. Gene Ontology annotation, molecular function: voltage-gated sodium channel activity; low voltage-gated calcium channel activity. Gene Ontology annotation, biological process: neuronal action potential; calcium ion import; membrane depolarization during action potential.